Cynoglossus semilaevis (tongue sole) is the source of this 3957-nucleotide messenger RNA. RefSeq names its product G protein-coupled receptor 6 (gene gpr6). Gene Ontology annotation, molecular function: G protein-coupled receptor activity. Lineage: Eukaryota; Metazoa; Chordata; Actinopteri; Pleuronectiformes; Cynoglossidae. The transcript has 2 exons. Gene Ontology annotation, biological process: G protein-coupled receptor signaling pathway. Gene Ontology annotation, cellular component: membrane. The record is from RefSeq and is a predicted model, not a curated record. Bases 258 to 1271 code for a protein of 337 amino acids.
CCCAGCCAAUCCUUCACACCACCACCACCACCACCACCACUGCCCUGCGUGUCUGCCCCAUGCGUGGGAAGCGCAACCAAAGCCAGGGCUGCGCUGAACAGUUUAAUGUGGAGAGACCACAGAGGGUCAAGCGCUGCGGCAUCGUCUCCUCUCCCCUUUCUCUGCGCUCCCUGCCGUCGUCCGAGAGGCUCCGAAACCAGCGGGAAUCUCAGCUCGGGCGUUUUGUCACGGAGGAUUGAGAGACGACAGACGGUGACAUGAAUGAGUCACUGGUGGUAAAUGACUCUUCUGCUAGUCUCGGAGUCGGGGAAGCACUCCCAUGGAUGGAGGCUGCGUCUCCUGAGCACAAUGUCAGCUUGGAGUUUUCCACCACUACUGCUACGUUAGGUUUUCCCAUCAAUCCCUGGGACAUUAUGCUGUGUUUAUCAGGUACUGUCAUUGCUUGUGAAAAUGCCAUCGUAGUAGCCAUUAUCUUUUACACUCCGACCUUAAGGACUCCCAUGUUUGUGCUCAUCGGCAGCCUGGCCACAGCAGAUCUGCUGGCCGGCAUAGGAUUGAUCCUAAACUUUGUGUUUCAGUAUGUGAUCUCUUCUGAGACCAUCAGCCUCAUCACUGUAGGCUUCCUGGUGGCCUCUUUCACUGCCUCCAUCAGCAGCCUCUUAGCAAUAACAGUGGACCGGUACCUCUCCCUCUACAAUGCCUUGACGUACUUCUCAGAGAAGACCCUACAGUAUGUACACCUGAUGCUGGUCGUGACCUGGGGCGUGUCUCUUUUCCUGGGUUUGUUGCCCGUGCUGGGGUGGAACUGCCUGGACGAGCCAGCCUCCUGCAGCAUUGUCCACCCGCUGACCCGCAGCAACAUCACAGUCCUGUCCACCUCCUUCUUUGCCAUCUUUGUGCUCAUGCUCAUGCUGUACUUCAAGAUCUGUAAGAUCGUGUGUCGUCACGCCCAUCAGAUUGCCCUCCAGCAGCACUUUUUUGCCACGUCACACUACGUGGCCACUAAGAAGGGCGUGUCCACUCUGGCCAUCAUCUUAGGGACAUUUGGUGCCAGCUGGCUUCCUUUUGCCACCUACUGCCUGGUUGGAGAAAAGGAGUAUCCACCAGUGUACACCUAUGCUACACUGCUGCCAGCCACAUACAACUCCAUGAUCAACCCCAUCAUCUACGCCUACAGAAACACGGAGAUCCAGCGCUCCAUUUUCAUGCUUCUUUGUGGCUGCUUUCAGGCCAAUGGUGCCUACCGGUCCAGAUCUCCAAGUGAAGUCUAGGAGUGUGUGUGUGUGAAAAAGAGAGUGUUUGUUCAAAGGAUAAAAAAGGAGCAAAAACAAGAAUCAUCCUGAUAUCACUGACAAUCUGCUAAAAACUGAUGACACAAGAGGGGGAGCGCCGUCGGAAUCAUCAACUCAUUCAAACUCUGAUUGCACUUUACUGUCGCUGCACAACUUAGGAUGAGAUCUUGAAAACGCUGUGAACAAAAACAAAAACUUUUGUGAAAAAGACAAAAACAACUAGUGAAUGUAGUUCAGUGAGAAAAGGAAUGGAAUUUCUUCCACUUUAUUUCAUGGUUUGUUUUGAAAUGCCAAAGCAGUAUUGUGCGGGCCUGUUAUGUUUCAGUGUCUGAAGUUGUCCGUACUGUGCCAUUUUUCUAUUUUGUAUCGUAAUGUAUUUGAUGUACUGUAUAUUUUCUACAGAGAAAUAAAGAAAUACAUUCAGACAGAAAUGUGUUUUCCCUCAUUUCUCUCUCUCUCUCUCUCUCUCUCUCUGUCUUUUCCUGUUAAGUGCAGCUGGGUCUGUUUGAAGAGACUAAUGGUACGUUUCAAAGACAGCACUUUGCCCUGGAAAAUGGCUUCAAUUUGCACUUAGACAUAUUUGAAUUAGUCUCUCUCCCUCUGUAGUUGAUCUCACUUUCUUAUUAUUUUCUUCUUUCUUAUUCCUCAAUACUUUCUCUCCUUCUCUCUCUCCCUCUCUCUGUCACCUUCUUGGCUGUCUCAGUAACAACAGCCAGGUCCUUUUCAAACAUUAAGUUAGUGAUUAAACGUAAAAUGGCUUUAUUAACUGAUAGACUCAGUUAAUAAAGCCAUUUUACUUUUUAAAAACUCAAUUGACAAAAUAAAGUAACUAAUGAUUCAUUCAUACUUCUAACCUUUAAUCAACACAAUGGUUCCCAAAGUCGGGGGCGCCAAGUUAUUACAGGGAAGCAGGUCAAUCUCUGGUCAAAUGUUUUCCUUGUCCUUUAUCCUUUUAAAUAAAACUUUUUUUUGUUAGACAAAUCUGAUUUCAGUGGUGAGAGAGGUAAUUUUUGAUGUGUAACGAUGGCAGAAAAUGUAUUUUCUCUUCACUUCCUCCAUCAUCUUCUAACAGGUGAGAUGUCCAACCAUUUUAACUCCAGACGUCAGAGGGUGAGUGUCUUCCUUCUUGUUGCAGUUUUUAGCCUGUGUUACUACACACACUGUCUGUCUGCACUGAUAACAAACAGUAUGGUGUUCACGACUGCAAGAAGUGCAGGAAAUAAGAAGUGUUGUUGAGAUGGUCAGGGUCUCUUCAUCCUGACAUGGAGAUAAUCCAGGUGCAGAGGAGCUGCAGGCACGUGUGUGCAUGUGAACACGUGUGUGUGAGGGAGAUGCACUGGAGUGAUGAUGAUUGGUCCGUCCACUGUCUGUCACCGGUGAUGUGUUUACUCUGAUUGAACCUGUCUGUUACACUGCAGCAGUUACUCCGGUUUGAACAGAGAGUUGAUCAGAGAGGCCUGUAAAAGUCUGCCAUUUGAAUGGUUCAUGUUGGUUUUAAAAGAUAUUUUUUCAUUUUUUUGUGAAUCUCAAGGCUAAGGUAUAUACAGGAAGUACAUAGACAGUACAAAAACAUCAUUAUUUAUUUAGAAUCCUAAAAAUCUAAUUCAAAUUGAUAAAAAUUGAUAAAAGGUGCAGGCCUGCUGCUGUUUUCCCAUUGGCCGGCUGUCUAUUGCCUCUGUUUAAAUGUGUUCAGUUUCACUCGUACAUUUGUCAACAGCAAAAUGUCGGCUGUUGCACUCGCUUUUGUCGUGGACUUUGAACGUCAGCACUGAGCUUGAAAACUGUGAGGGCUGCAAAGUGGGCGAAAGGUGAGAGGUGUGGAGGAUCACUAAUGGACUGCAGUGAGAGGCUGAGAGACCAGGACAUGUUUGGUCUCCAUGUUUUUUUGGUCCUCUCGUCGUGUGACAGAUGUUGUUGGUCAUUGUGAAACAAGCAACAGUGAUUUUCUAUACAUAUACACAUGGGUAUAUAUAUAUAUAUAUAUAUAUAGCAGCGGUCUCCAACACGUGGCUUGCAGACUACCAGCAGCUCACUGCCCUUUUCCUAGUAGCUCGCCCAAGGGAUCAUGAAUCAUACAUAAAUGUCCAGACCUAAUUGGUCGCUCGGCAAGUCUACUUACAUUUUUACCCAAUCAAAACAGACGGUUGUCCCGCCCCCCUUCCAACACAAAAUAAUUAUUUGCCUUUUAGCUGACAGCCCUGAUUAGUCAGUGGUGAUGUGAGAUGAGCUGGAGUCACGACAGUGACAGGUGCACAUCAACUGAGAUUUCAACAUGAACGUAAAUAAUUGUGAUUAUGAUUUUGGUCAUAAUCAAACACUUUUCAGGCUGCGUUAGACUUUGAGUUGGCUGUUUCAUGACGAUAUAAAUGUGAGGUCACAGAAAUGUUGGGGGAAACUCCCCUCCUCCCUUUUCCUCCCCCAACCUGCUGUUUGGUUAUUGCUGAACAGUGGAGGUUGAUGGAACUGCAAACAGGGAGAAAAACAGGUUUGAUCCUUUAGAAAAGCAAAGACCAACUCAGAAAAAGGCAGCUUUGCCAUAAAAACUAUUAUCAUUUGCCUUUGUUGUCCUGCCUGAAGUCUGUUCAAACACUGCUCAACAUGUGUGUGUGUUUGUGUGUUUGUGUCCUUUUGUUUUAGAAACCUAUAUCUUUCUACACAGUUACAU